Molecule: messenger RNA, 1152 nt
Organism: Symbiodinium sp. CCMP2592
Lineage: Eukaryota; Dinophyceae; Suessiales; Symbiodiniaceae
Source: the annotation of a GenBank genome assembly
AUGCUUGCAGUGUGGGUCAGUCGCACGCCAGACAAGCCUGUGUUCCGCAGCUUUGCUUCGGCUCAAGACGGCAAGGAAGAAGCACCGCGGGCAUCGAUGGCGGACGAGAGGGCGGCGGCGGCGGCGCUCGUUCCGGUCGCAGCUUGGCUUCCUCCUCCCCCUCGCGGGGGCGGCGGCGGUCAAGCUCGGUCUUCGCCAAACUGGGAGAGAGUGGCGAUGCCUGGAGCGGCUGAUCCCUCGACUUCUCCGGCGGGAACAGGCACGGCGACCAGGACCAGGAGCGAGUCUCAGCGAAGCGACAGCUCCUCCCACUCCAAAGAGACAAGGCGCUCCCCUUCCGCAGGCAGGAAGCGGCGCGAGAGAAGCUCUUCGGAGCACGAAGCCUCUGAGGAGAAACCUCCGGGAGAGUGGGGCCCGAAGCCCGCGGUGUCGGAGGCGCCUUCGAAGAAGAGUCCGUUCGACGUGCAGGAGCCGGCGGAGGAAACAGAAGCGGAGGAAAGGGAGGUGGAGAAGAGCCGCAAGCGUGAGAAGAAAGAAAAGAAGAAGGACAAGAAGCGCUACAAGAAGCACAGCAGCGAAGAGCGGGGAAGGCACGAGGAGGAGCGUGACAGCCCGCCUCCCCGGAAGCUUAGGCUGCUUUGGGGCUUGCUGACGGCGGAGGAAGUGGAACACUGCACCCACAUGGGGCCGCAGUGGUGCCCUCUCUACGGGACUCACAUGUGCCGCAAGUCCCUCAAAGAGCCCUGGGCCGCUGUUCAGCAUCUGCAAGCGAAGCAUGGCGUGGAGGAAGAGCAGGCGAAAGCGGCAGCCCGCCAGCUCUGGAAGCUCGAUGCACUCGGGAUCCGCCUCCGGUCUCGCUCGGAGCUUCGGGAUGACAGGCGCCCUGCUGAGCCAAAGGAUCCGCCAAGGAGGUCGGGCCAGAAGCCGCCGAGCUCCAAGCUGCAGACAGUCAAGGAGGAGCCAGUGGAGAGGGAGCCGGAAGCUGCCUUGCCUCCCAAAAGUGGCGGCCAAGCUUCGAUGCCCCAGGGUGUUGCGGCCACCAAGAGCGAGGCAGAGGAUAAUAACCUGAAGUAUCAGCUGCUGCGAGAUCUGUUUGCUGAUGUGGCAGACAGAGUUUUGGGUGGAAGCAGCAGCUCCUCCACCCGCUUGUGA